AUGGCGUGUGGGGCGACGUUGAAGCGGCCCAUGGAGUUCCAGGUGGCGCUGCUGAGCCCGGGUUCCCCAAAGCGGCGGCGCUGCGCCCCUCUGCCCCGCCCCACUCCGGGCCUCAGGCCCCUGGACAUCGAGCAGACGCGGCUUCAGAUGCAGACCCCACCGCCGACCCUGCAGCAGCCGGUACCACCUGGCAGUGAGCAGCGCUUUCCAACUCCGGAGCAAAUUUUUCAGAACAUAAAACAAGAAUAUAGUCGUUAUCAGAGGUGGAGACAUUUAGAAGUUGUUCUUAAUCAAAAUGAAGCUUGUACUUCAGAAAGUCAGCCUCGCUCCUCAGCACUCACAGCACCUAGUUCUCCAGGUUCCUCCUGGAUGAAGAAGGACCAGCCCACCUUUACUCUCCGACAAGUUGGAAUAAUAUGUGAACAUCUCUUAAAAGACUAUGAAGAUAAAAUUCGGGAGGAGUAUGAGCAAAUCCUCAAUACCAAACUAGCAGAACAAUAUGAAUCUUUUGUGGAAUUCACACAUGAUCAGAUUAUAUGACGAUAUGGGACAAGACCCACAAGCUACGUGUCCUGAAGCUUUCUUGCAUAUCUGGGUACCAGGUUUGACCUCAAGAGAUGGCUGCUGUGCACUUUUUGCAACUGGUUUGAUAUCACAUUUCAGCUCCAACUUUGCAUCCUCAGAACACUUAAAAAGUUUCUGCAGGUCCAUUUUAUACAACUUAAAAGACCUUAAAACUUUCUGGUUGCCAAAAGCAUAUAUUUAUUUUCUGCUCAUCCAAUAAACAGCUGUGCCCUACAGUGACAGAUUUUUCAAACAAAAUACCUGAAGCAGCAGUUUAGCAAAAUAUGCCGUCAGUGGCACUCAACAAAUGGAGUUUCCCCAAGCACAGUUCUGUAAGAAGCGUGUGUAUGAGAGUGUGUGUAUAUGUGUGUAUGUUU
Molecule: messenger RNA, 941 nt
Organism: Artibeus jamaicensis (Jamaican fruit-eating bat)
Lineage: Eukaryota; Metazoa; Chordata; Mammalia; Chiroptera; Phyllostomidae
Product: akirin-1-like
Exons: 1
Coding region: 1-540 (179 amino acids)
Biological process (GO): positive regulation of transcription by RNA polymerase II; negative regulation of skeletal muscle satellite cell proliferation; positive regulation of myoblast differentiation
Cellular component (GO): chromatin; nucleus
Molecular function (GO): transcription coregulator activity
Source: RefSeq, a predicted model, not a curated record